AUGGUAAAAGACAAAGUCGAGAAAUGUCUGUCAUGUCAAGCUGCGACAGGACCAAGCAACCAGUCUCGCCCUGAACCGCUAAAGAUGACUCCACUUCCCCAAGGACCCUGGAAGGAGGUAGCGCUCGACUUCACAGGACCUUUUCCUUCUGGCGAAUAUCUUCUUGUCGUGGUAGACGAGUACAGCCGUUUCCCCGAAGUCGAGCUGAUCACCACUACAUCGGCAAGAGCGACGAUACCAAAACUUGAUGCCAUCUUCUCGAGAGAAGGCAUACCAGAAAUCGUUAAGACAGACAAUGGCCCGCCCUUCAAUGGGAAAGACUUUGCAAACUACGCAGAAUACGCAGGAUUCCACCACCGAAAGAUCACCCCAAUCUGGCCGCAANAUUACCAUAAUUUACCUCAUCAAAUAUGA
This is a messenger RNA of Exaiptasia diaphana, 414 nucleotides long. RefSeq lists its product as uncharacterized. NCBI's taxonomy places the organism in Eukaryota, Metazoa, Cnidaria, Anthozoa, Actiniaria, Aiptasiidae. Bases 1 to 414 code for a protein of 137 amino acids. Gene Ontology annotation, biological process: DNA integration. Gene Ontology annotation, molecular function: nucleic acid binding. The record is from RefSeq and is a predicted model, not a curated record. The transcript has a single exon.